UUACAGCAAGACAGAAUUCAGCUGGAAAGCUGACAACAAUAUGGCUGUGAUCCUAUGGGCAAUGGGACUCUCUCUGCUCAUGCAGGGCUGUUUGUGCAGUCUCGGACAGACUGACAGAGGCUGCAUGAAAUGGAUCGCAAAAGGAGAUAAUGUUUGCUGUGAAGACUGUCACCCAGGAAAUCGCCUUGUCAUACAAUGUGGUCGGAGCCCAGAGGAUCUUUGCACCCCUUGUGAACCUGAGACAUUUACAGUGAAUUCUAAAGACCAGAAGUGUACUAGAUGUACACAGUGUGUAGGUGCUCAGGUCCUUGUGAAAGCGUGCACAGCCACAAAUGACACACAGUGUGGCUGUAUAGACGGACUCACCUGUGGUAAUAGCCAGUGCUCCUUCUGUGUUAAGACGUGUGGCAUAGGCGAGGAACCUACAAAGGAUCGUUCUUGCAGACCAUGUCCAGUUGGAACCUUCAAUAACCAAAUUCACCAGAUGUGUAAACCCUGGAAAAAGUGUCCCAAUCUGGGUCAGUAUAUCGAUACCCAGGGAGAUGCAUCCCAUGACAUUGUGUGUGGUAACGUGUCACUUGAUGCAACACACAACCCCAGCCCGCCUGGUUCCGCAGAACCAGCAUGGCUGGUCAUAUCUGUGCUCACAAGCAUAGCUCUCAUUAGCUUCAGCAUCAUCGUCAUCGUCACUGGGGCUGUGAAAAUUCUCCAGAAAAGAAAGAAGACAGAAAAGGCGAUCAGAAAAACACCAAUAAUCAGAACCCCUACAGAUGAACCUAUGACUUUAAGAGCCAUAGAGUGCAGUUUUCAUGAGGCCCAGCAAGAGCAAGGCAGCAGCUCAGAGUCACUGAACUCCAAAGACUCCUCAGACCCGCUCAUUGUAUGAAUGGACCAGGGACCAGGCAAGAAAUUGAAUUGAAGUUGAAUUCAGGUCAAUAAUAAGAUGUGACCCUUCUCUGUGAUGCUGAGCCACAAGUUUGAAUGUUGUCUUUGUAUUGCCAAUUAGCUUAGUUCUAAAUGAAACAAAGACAACACCAUGUACACCCAGUUGUUUUUUUUACCCACCCUUUUUUUCCUUUAUCCAGAUAACCUACGCUACUGUGAAAAACCUUGAUAGGUCAGGUUAGAGGUAAGGUUUUGCUCCAGGUUACAGUCUCUGUGAUACAGUACAUUUACACAUUGGAGGAAGGGGAAUUCUGAGAGGGAAAAAACAAGGUGGACUGUCAACAGUCUAAUCAUCAUGUAAAUUAUAGCAGACAGUGAGGUUGUUUUUCCCCCUUUCACUUAAGCUUGAAAGAUCAAGUAGUCCUAAAAUAGCAAUGGAAGGUUUUAAAUCACCCAGACUGAGUUUGACAAAACAACAUCUUACAUUAAACAACAAAGUCUUUUGAAACCAGAGGAAGGUUGGUUAACUACUUCUAAACUACAUUCAAACAGAGUAGUUGGACUUGUUAGAUGCCCACGCUACUGUAGGGUUUGAAUAAAUGUGAGUGAAUUUCACUGCACAGUUAUCUGUACGUCUGAGCAGUGAAGCUGCUGUGUUACUCUGUAUGAAUGUACUGUACAGUGCAGGUGGGUGUUCAGCUCAGUGCAAAACAUUUGACUACAGACAGGUUUUUAUUGACAGCUAAUGCUGAGCCCACACAUUCCACCCAAAAUAGAUGUUUUGUUCUGCUCAGGUUCCAUUGCUCUACUUAGUUAACUAUUGUUUACUGCUGACUUUGUACAUUGAUAACCCUGUUAUGUUGCAGCAGCCAAAGCAAGAACUGUGUCAAUCAAUGAUUUUAUGUGGUGAAACAUGAUUUAUCAAAGGAAAGUUUCUUACUUUUUGUCUGUAUUAUUUAAUUUUUUGUAUGGAUGGCAACUACUUUGUCUGAUACAUUGUGAAGAUAAUAAGAAUAGUUUUGUGCACUAUUGUAAUGAAAACUGUUACAUUGAAGGCAGUGUGGUAUAUAGCCUCUUCCACUCUACAUUAGAAGGAACUAUAUGGACUUUCCUGCUAUUGCUUAAUUUAAAUAGUCAAAAAGUCCAGUGAAGGGGGUUUCCCUUUCAGUGAAGUAAUCCUACAGUAAUCCCAAUACAUGUUAAGAUAAAGCACCAGGGAGUCUACAAUACAGUACUGAGAAUGCAUAUCUACAGUACUUAGGUCUUUUUUUUUUCAAUGAGGCAAAAAUUUGGUUAUAGUUCAGCAGCACUUAUUUAGCAAGUUGGGACAUGCCUCAAGAGUUUUGCAACAAGGCCUGGGUAUCCCAUGUAUAAUCUCCACAGAUAUUAGAGUGCAGAUGUGAUUAGUCACACGCUGCACCUUGAUUUUUGAGAUUCCUCAAAGUGAGUCAUGUGGGAAAUCCUCAGGACAACUAUGACACACAUUUGACAAACAUACAAGGCAUGCAAAAUAUGAAAAUGUGGCUCAAUGGUCAUGUGGGAACCCCCCCCCCCCGCCAGUACUGCCUUUUACUUUUGCUUAGCACAGUGGAGUGGGCAGUGAGAUGAGUCAAAGUGGAAUGUUUUUUUGUUUUCUAUUUCUUAACGUAUUAUUUCUUUUCUGAACUGUAGCAGGUGUAUGUUUCUUCUGAAAUGGAAAAUUUUAGAAAUAUACUAUGUGGGCUCAGAGUGAAAAUGUUAGCCCACACCUAUAGUAAUGUAUCAGUGACUACAUUAUUAGUCACAACUCGCGCAGAAUAAUUUCUGGCGGGAGACCACAAAGUUUGCAGGUGCUGCCUUGAGAAGAGUUACCACAGAACAGUCGAACAGUUAUACAGUAAAAUGUUCAGCUGUAGCACUUUAUUUCACCUGUUAACUGACUCGUGUAUUUCUGGUUAGCUUUAUAUGUGAAUUUAUCUCCAUCUCAUACUUUUUAAAUGACUUGUUUUUAUAAUAAAUGAUGAAGUUGAACUUUUGAUUACACUGUACGACAUGCAUUCUUUCACAUUGUACUUUUAUGACAUUUUUA
This is a messenger RNA of Seriola dumerili (greater amberjack), 2953 nucleotides long. It is a transcript of the gene tnfrsf9a, whose product is annotated as tumor necrosis factor receptor superfamily member 9-like. The transcript is spliced from 8 exons. NCBI's taxonomy places the organism in Eukaryota, Metazoa, Chordata, Actinopteri, Carangiformes, Carangidae. The record is from RefSeq and is a predicted model, not a curated record. Gene Ontology annotation, cellular component: external side of plasma membrane. Gene Ontology annotation, molecular function: cytokine binding; signaling receptor activity. Bases 41 to 886 code for a protein of 281 amino acids. Gene Ontology annotation, biological process: regulation of cell population proliferation.